ACAUCUCUUCCAUUACACAAAGAAGUCUUUAUAACUCUCUUUACCUCCAUUCCAUUCCAUGCCACAGUGCGAGAAACACAAACCUUGCCAUGGCCGUAGACAUUUGCUUCUUUGCUUUGGCAGCGUGUAUCUGUGCCUACUUUCUCUUCCCUAGAAAACCGACGAACCUUCCACCGGGCCCGACGGGCUUACCCAUCAUCGGCUCGCUGCUGCAUCUCGGCCGCAAGCCCAACGAAUCGCUCUUCGAGCUUUCUCGAAGGUAUGGGCCCAUAAUGUGCUUGCGCCUUGGCUCAAGAACGACCAUCGUGGUCUCCACGGCGAUGGCGGCAGAAGAGGUUCUGCAGAAGCAUGAUCAAGCUUUCGCCGGCCGAACCGUCGUCGACGCAGUGAGGACACCCGGCCACGUCGAGGGGUCGCUUGUGUGGAACCAACAAGGACCCAAGUGGCGAGAGUUGAGACGGAUAUGCAACAUGGAGAUGUUUGCAUCCAGGAGACUGGAGGCGUCGAGGGGUCUGCGAGAGCAGAAGAUGCGCGUCCUCAUCGACCACAUCGGAGCCGCAUGUGCCGAGGGGCGGCCAGUUGACAUCGGCAAGUGCGCCUUCACUACGACCCUGAACUUGGUCUCCAACUCCAUAUUCUCGCAAGAUGUGGUGGACCUGGGGUCGGAGUCGGCCGGAGAGUUUAAGAGCUUGGUGUGGGACAUCCUAGAAGCGGCUGGGACUCCCAACCUCGCCGACUACUUCCCGGCGCUGAGAGUGGUCGAUCCGCAGGGCCUACGACGCAGAAUAACUGUCAGCUUUCAGCGACUCCAUGCCUUCUUUGAGGAGAUGAUCGACAGGCGGUUGGAGUCCUAUGCUGCGAAAGGGCAGAAGAAGGACCAAGAUUUCCUCGAUGCCCUUCUUCAGCAUGUGACACAUUCAGCUGGAAAGCUCACUGUGAAUGAUUUCAAGCCUUUGUUGGUGGACAUGUUUGUAGCGGGGAGCGAUACGAGCUCAGUCACAGUGGAGUGGGCGAUGGCCGAAUUGAUGAAGCACCCAGAAAAAAUGGCCGUGGCUCGAUCAGAAAUAUUAGACGCUAUCACCUGCAAGGGCCGCACCGUGGAAGAGUCGGAUAUCCCGAACCUCCCUUACCUGCAGGCGGUGGUGAAAGAGACGCUGAGACUGCACCCACCGGUUCCUCUGCUCAUACCACACAGAGCGGAUGAAGAAGUGGAGGUGGGCGGCUUUACCAUACCCAAACACGCGCAGGUGCUGGUUAAUGAAUGGGGCAUCUGCAGAGAUUCUGGGUCGUGGGACGACCCCAAUGCGUUCCUUCCAGACAGAUUUCUGGCGUCGGACAUAAAUUUCAAGGGUCAACAUUUCCAGUUCAUUCCUUUUGGAGCCGGAAGGAGGAUUUGCCCGGGCCUGCCGUUGGCCUUCCGCAUGAUUCACCUCAUGCUGGCCUCUCUCCUUUACCACUUUUCUUGGAGGCUUCCUGAUGGUAUAGAACCGGACCAACUGGACAUGGGUGACAAGUUCGGGGUUACCUUGCAGAAGGCAAUACCUCUAACCCUCAUUCCCUCCUUGUAGUUGCAGGCCUUCGUCUCUUCCUUUGGUCUCAGCGGUCGUUUAAUAACUCUCCAAUGAGACCGAAGAGACAGGAAGCCAUGUUCACCACACCAUUGAACCACUGUCGUCUCUAUCUUGUCAAUGGUGUUUUAUGUCCUACUUGCAGUUGUAGGAACACAACACUCUGUCCUUUAUUUUCUGUCUUUAUUUUGCAUCCAUUUGCUCUGUCUCUCCUGUCCAUUUCCUCUCGUGUUUGCUUUCUAUUUUGUCAGUUCCCUCUAUUGUUAUCUAUUUUGUCUCUCUUAUUCAUUA
Molecule: messenger RNA, 1859 nt
Organism: Nymphaea colorata (pocket water lily)
Lineage: Eukaryota; Viridiplantae; Streptophyta; Magnoliopsida; Nymphaeales; Nymphaeaceae
Product: cytochrome P450 76T24-like
Exons: 2
Coding region: 90-1568 (492 amino acids)
Molecular function (GO): heme binding; monooxygenase activity; oxidoreductase activity, acting on paired donors, with incorporation or reduction of molecular oxygen
Source: RefSeq, a predicted model, not a curated record